Messenger RNA from Syngnathoides biaculeatus (alligator pipefish), 3550 nucleotides. RefSeq names its product EH domain-binding protein 1-like. The transcript is spliced from 12 exons. Gene Ontology annotation, molecular function: actin filament binding. Gene Ontology annotation, biological process: nuclear migration. NCBI's taxonomy places the organism in Eukaryota, Metazoa, Chordata, Actinopteri, Syngnathiformes, Syngnathidae. The record is from RefSeq and is a predicted model, not a curated record. Gene Ontology annotation, cellular component: meiotic nuclear membrane microtubule tethering complex; cytoplasm; nuclear outer membrane. The coding region runs from base 792 to 2798 and encodes 668 amino acids.
AACUUUUCCAAAGGCUCGAGAUGUACUCCAACGUCCUGUCUUUGGGUUUGGCAUGAAAUCACAGUAAAACGUGCGCGCAGAACUUUUAUAAGGGGGGCGGGGGAGGUGAGAUAGUCGUAAAGAGAUCAAAUGAUUACGACGUAAAUUCUCUAUGACGCAAAUACUCUUUCUGACGUCGGAUAGUCUUCAGAGUAAAGCGUCAGGGCAACAUUCUUAUUGAUCGCGUGAUUCAUAUUUAUGACACUUAGAGGAUGGUAGAAUAGGUGGUGUCGUAAUUAUCAUUUAACGAGGUAUAAUCAAGGGUUGAAAACGCUGAAAGAUAGGGCUUCGUUUUAUUGAUCAUAUCAUGUUUACCGAUGACAGUCAGAGGUUGGUAGUAACACGCUACAUUUCCUCCGUUACAGCUACUCAUUACAUACUACAUGCCGUUCGCAACUUUCAUCUAUCAAAAAUUGUGGUGAGUGAACUAUAUUUAGACUUUCGUUUGGACUUCCACAUCAGGUGCCGUUGCUCCAAUCCGCCGUGAGUGGCGUGUCAGUCAGCUUCACCAAUCAAACAAAGGAAAAAAAAAGUCACAUGUCCCCUCACAAAGUCUUGAUUAGGUUCGCGGGCCAAUCAAAGUGAGUUGUGAUAGCCGCGAGAACACGACUGACGACGAAAAACGUUUAAUGUUCAGUAUCGUUUUUGCCAUUGCCCAAAUUUGAAUAUAUUUCCAUUUGAAUAUUUCUCGCUACUUCCAACAUGAGGAAACAUCUUACGUGCAGGCCUCCAUCUUUCUAACCAUUCCUUCAAUGUCAUCUGCGAACAUCAUGGUCCAAGUGGAUUCUGGUCUAACCUCCUCUGUCAGCCUAUCCAUUGCCACAGACUGUCAUCGGACAUCUCUUCACAUUCAGCGCCUGGAAGUUGAAGGGUUUCCAUUUUUAUCACCAUCAUUGAUCAGGGGCGUUGGUGAGAACCUACCUUUAUUUAGAAUGCAGGACAACAAAAGCAGCAACAAACCUCGUGGAGUUAAAGCUGCGCAUCUUCUUCAAGAUGAGAGGACAGUGAUACAGAAGAAAACCUUCAGCAGGUGGAUGAAUGUGUUUUUGCAGAGAUCUGACCAUCUGGUCAAAGUGAAUGACCUGUUCAUGGAGAUCCAAGAUGGAUGGAUACUAAUGGCCGCACUGGAAGAGCUGUCUGGGUGCAAACUAGUUUACAGGCUGAGGUCAUCAACUCACCGUAUGUUAAAAUUAAGCAACAUCUCCAAGGUCCUUGCUUUCCUGAAUGAGAGACAGGUGAAACUGUUUGGCAUUGAUGCUGCUGGUAUUGUUGAUGGCAUUCCCUCGGUAGUUCUGAAUCUUAUUUGGAGUAUCAUACUCCAUUUUCAGGUUAAAGAGGUGACGGCAGAAUUCCAGAAGGAUUUGUCUCCAAGCCGCUCUUCGGCCUCGGUGAGCAGUUACCCCUCAUCCGCUGACUUUUCAACUUGGUUAGAUGAUGGCGACAACUACUGCAGCAGCACUCUGCCAAACAAAUGCAGAAAUGCUCUCAAAGAUCCAAAGCACAACAGGAAUGCAAUCAAAUCCCUUCUUCUACGAGUUCAAAGAUGCACCUCAAAGUUUGGGAUAGAAGUGCAUGAUUUUGGGAAGAGUUGGAGAAGCGGCCUGGCAUUCUUAGCACUGAUUAAGUCUGUAAACCCAACUUUGGUUGACCUGAAGGAGAGUCUGUCCAUGGAGCCAAGAGAAUGCAUUGAGCAGGCUUUUACGAUAGCCCAUCGUUAUUUCGAUAUGCCAACUUUACUUGACGCUCAAGAUGUGGCUCGCAACUCACCAGAUGAGCAGUCCAUUAUUACCUACGUGUCCAUGUUCAUGGGACGUUGUUCACAAAUUGAAAAGGUUCAAACUUCACUUGUCGAAGAUAACAUCCCUCACAUUCCAAAUUUUGGAUCAAUUGCACCACCCACCUUUGGCGGGACCGUGGAUCCUGCAGCCCGAAAUUUGUUGGAAUCUCUCAAGAGGAGCAGUGAGCAGGACCUUUGGAAACGUUGGGCCAGAAAAUCUUCAGGAAGCUUUCGUGAGAACUCUUCCAACAGAAAAGCCUUUGACAACUCCACUGUCUCAUCAUGUCACGGUUGUAACAUUGCAAAACAUCAGUCACAGGAAGCCUCACAAAUAAAUGGAAAGAGUGCUGGAUCGACCUUACAGCCCCAACAUCCUCUGGAGGCGGGAGGUGUCAGUCAGGAGAUCCGAUCCUGGAUGGAGAAAGGCUCCAAGGAUCGCGGUUGCAGCAAAACACCAACACAUGAGGGUAAUUUCUCCAUGAGCUCUGAGGAGGGGAUUUAUAGCUUGUCAGCACUGGACUCAGAAGAGGAGGAUGACUGCAGCCUCAUAACUGACCUUAGCAAAGAUGUUUUUCUUCCAUAUGCUCAGCUGCGAAAGUUGGUCCCAAAUGUUGUAGAAGAAGAAGAAGAAGAAGAAGAAGAUGUGAUCCUGAAGGCAGAAAAGUCCAAACAUCUGAAAGACUCUGACUUCUUGGUUUCCUCUGCUCAUGAUGUGAAAAGGGAAAGGGGGAGAGCCGUUACUCGACAGAACAAUGUUCAGGCCAAUUACAGUGAAGAAAAGGAGGCAGAACCUCAGAUCGGAAAUCCGAAAUUGAAAAAUGACACAGGUGUGGGUCUUAAAGGUUCCCAUUUCAGCAAGGAAGGAUUCUUUCUUCAAUUUUCUGCUGCCUCUUGUGACGUAAGCCCAUUAGAGGUGGAAUUGCUCCUGUUGCUGUGGCUCCUACUCUACUGCUGCCUCAUUGUGUCUCAAAUGAGCCUUUGAAUUACCCGCUGGUACACCCUCCUUAUUAAAAUGUAUACCAUUUCCACAGGCCAAAUCAGGCAUUUGGGGCUGGUGAUGACUCUUCUGUAUCUGUGUCACACAAUUUCCCUCCAAGACAACAUUUAAUGACUGUUUGGCUGUUGCACUCCCAACAGAUGUUAAACAUCACACAGCUCUCAUUAUAAUUAUUUAGAUUUGCUUGUUUUGAUAAUCGCUACUUACAGUAUAAAAUAUAUCCAUGAUGUUUUUACUUUUUCAAAUCUUGCUCUUGGGGCAUAGUGGAAUCUGCUGAGCACGUCUGAUCUGUCAAAGGUCAAGGGUUGGAAUCUUGAAUGGAUACCAAAUACAUGCAAGUUAGUUUAACUGAAGACUUUUAACUGCCCAUACAAGUUUGAAUGUGGAUGUGAAAGGUUGUCAUCUAUAUGGGAGGAGUCCAGGGUGCAGCCUGCCUCUUGGCCCAACUCAGCUGGGACAGGCUCCAGCUAUUCCAAGACAUGGUACAAAAUGGAUGGCUUGAAAUAGUUUUUUGACUUAUAGCAUGAAGAGCUGUUAAGUUUGAGUCCAUCCUCACGUUGGCAUCACUCUUGCUAUUUUCAGUUUUCCCACGUGGUGGCACUGCAACAUCAAAUACUGUGCACAGCCACCCUAAUCAUGACGCGUUGACGCUGCAUCACAUUUGCUGCUCAGAAUCUCAGUUUACCUGUUGUAUAAUUAUGAACUGCACCGACGUGAUGAGAUCAAUUUGAUCAUAC